Messenger RNA from Myripristis murdjan (pinecone soldierfish), 5607 nucleotides. RefSeq names its product NDRG family member 4 (gene ndrg4). NCBI's taxonomy places the organism in Eukaryota, Metazoa, Chordata, Actinopteri, Holocentriformes, Holocentridae. The transcript has 18 exons. Bases 190 to 1503 code for a protein of 437 amino acids. The record is from RefSeq and is a predicted model, not a curated record.
CUGUGGUGUGCACACACACUCACACACACACACACACACACACACACCACACACUCUCAGCGACACUCUCUGGCAGAGCUCAGCAGCCUGGGGGACGCGCACACACCGACACAAAGACCAAACACACAGCUGAACCCAGACGGCAGCGACUGGCGCGGCUCUCCAGCACACCACAGGUUGCUGUCUAGGAUGGCGGGUAUGAAGGAGCAGCAGUUCACGGAGGAGAAGCCCCUGCUGCCUGAGCAGAGAGGACUCGACUCAGAGAUGCAGGAUAGAGGAGAAGGGGUGUCGGGGGGGCUGCCCUGCCCCGCCGGCCCUGAGCCCCUUACUCAACCCCCUCCCCCCAGCCGCCCCACUCACCGCUGGCAUGUCAUCGCGCGGCACUGGCUCCGCCAGACCCGCCGUCGGACCAGCGGGGUCAUCCCGGAGAGCUGUGAGCAGCUGAUGCCGGCAGGAGACUGGAAGGAACAUGAUGUGGAAACCCCCUACGGGAUGCUGCAUGUGGUGAUCCGCGGGGCGCCCAAAGGGAACAAACCUGCCAUCCUCACCUACCAUGAUGUGGGACUGAACCACAAGCUGUGCUUCAACAGUUUCUUCCAUAAUGAGGACAUGCAGGAGAUCACCAAACACUUUGUGGUGUGCCACGUCGACGCCCCGGGACAGCAGAUUGGAGCUUCACAGUUUCCACAGGGAUACCAGUAUCCCACCAUGGACCAGCUGGCUGGGAUGCUGCCCAGUGUGGUGCAGCACUUUGGAUUCAAGAGCAUCGUUGGGAUCGGAGUGGGAGCCGGAGCUUACAUACUGGCCAAGUUUGCUCUGAUUUUUCCUGACCUGGUGGAGGGUUUGGUUCUGCUCAACAUCGAUCCAAAUGGGAAAGGCUGGAUCGACUGGGCUGCCACCAAGCUGUCAGGUCUGACCAGCGCUCUGCCAGAUACAGUGCUGCCUCACCUUUUCAGCCAGGAGGAGCUGAUGAGCAACACAGAGCUGGUUCAGAGCUACAGGCAACAGAUCAACAACACCAUCAACCAGUUCAACCUGCAGCUCUUCUGGAACAUGUACAACAGCCGGAGGGACCUGGAGAUGAACCGCAGCGGGACGGUGAUCAACGCCAAGACCAUCAAGUGUCCUGUGAUGCUGGUGGUGGGAGACAACGCCCCCGCUGAGGAGGGAGUGGUCGAAUGCAAUUCCAAACUGGAUCCCACCAACACCACCUUCCUCAAGAUGGCUGACUCUGGUGGCCUGCCGCAGAUCACACAGCCUGCCAAGCUGACCGAAGCCUUUAAGUACUUCCUGCAGGGAAUGGGCUACAUUGCUUAUGUGAAGGAUCGGAGGUUGAGUGGAGGGCCAGUGCCUUCUGCCAGCAUGACCCGCCUGGCUCGCUCCAGGACGGCCUCCCUGACCAGUGCCAGCUCCAUUGAUGGGUCCCGCUCUCGGGCCUGCACCCACUCCGACAGCACCGAGGGGGUCGGCCAGGUCACCCACACCAUGGAGGUCUCCUGCUGAGAAGGCAGCCGGCUGGCAGGAGACGGAGGGAGGGAGGCGGGAGGAGGGAGGGGGCAGAUGACUGGAGAGAGGAAGAGAGAGAGAGAGAGAGAGAGAAAGGGAAAGGGAUGAAAGUGCAGAGGAGGCGGUGGCGGGCAGGGAGAGACGGGCUGGAAGAAAGUGCAGAGAGGACGGCAGGUGGGAGGCGACGGCCAUGAGAGUCUGAAGUUCCUUCCAGCGCUCUCUCCAUCUUCAUCUGUCUCCUCCAGAUCCCUGUGUCCACCAUCUUCCUCCCUCCCCCACUGUAUAAUAACAUAUGUAUUGCUACUACCCCCCCACCACCACCUCCAACCAGCCCCCAAACCACAGACACCCUGAAACGUCCACCUUCACCCUACACCUGUCACCCAACACCUACAACUUAAAACCCCUUUUUUUCUUGAAGUGUCAUAUUUGUGUUUUGCUCAGUGUCUCCUCAUCCUUUGCCUGCUCCCCUUUAAACCCCCCAGCCUAAAAAAAAAAAAUCAAAGAAAGCCUAAAACAUGUCUGUCAACGAGCCACACAGCAAUAUGUGCAACAGAACGGGCCGCUGACACUGAUGUGACGUGGAAACGAGGAGGCGACGGGAGGUAACACGCAGCAUCACCAAAACAAGCAGGUUAUGUUUUUCUCUCUGUGGACCAAAGUGUGAGCAUCUCUCUCUGUGCCGGGUUGGGAGGGAAUGACAGGAAUGACAGGAGAGGCCAUUUUAACUCUGUGACUCACUGUUGACCUUAUUCACACGGCAGCCAUUUUGACAGCUGCGCUCACGGGGCAAAUGUAAUAAAAAGCAAAGCGACAGCCGUCUGGAUUCUUCGGAUCGCCAGAUUUCUCAUGCUUGUCGGUGUGAAUCUGUGCAGCGGUGAAUGUCUGCGUGAUGCACCGAGCCGCUGAGGCUCUCAAACUGGACGCCGGAUGAAUCAGGUCAAUAGGGGGGUGUGUCCUGAAUUUUACAGACCACUGGAGCACAGCCUGCCGUAGCGACGUACACCUGUAGUGCUGUGAGGAGAGCCGUUAGCAUUUCGUAGCAUACUUAGCGCACACGAGCGCUUUAAAGCUGCACAAAACUAGAUGUUGAUGUAAAACUAGGUGAAGUACCAGGCCACUAGACCACCAGGGAGCUGAUGCUUCGCUAUUUUUUUAAUUUUUUAUUAUUGCUGUGAGAAUGAGUAUUUGUACAUGAUAUGGCCAUGAUAGGUAUAGGUGGUGUUUUGUAUGAGUGCGACGGACAUGAGUGACCUGCAACACGGCUUGUUUGGCGUGCCAUGUAAUGAGCGUCAUGCAGUGUCUUAUGCAGCCGAUGUAGCGUACAGACUGUGAAGCACUUUGAUCAGCGUGUGGAAAAAACAACGAACCCAAGUCUCCCACGCAGACGGCCGUGACGUUUAGCACUCUCUCAUUCUCAUUCUCAAUCUAUGUAAAAUCAAUUCAGAAUGAAAAUGGUCAAUAUCUUUUUUUUUUUCCCCCCAAUUUGAAUCUUUGUUUUAGUUGUGUGCAGUCCCCCUGUUUGCAGAUGUUCCAACAUCUUUGCCCCAAAUACAUUUUAAUGCGUGAUCCAUGUUUUUGCAAAAAGUAAAAAACAAAAAAAAAAAGUUAGAGUUGCAUCCUUAUUAGUUUCAGUUCUUACGAGGUCGUGUGAGCGUGCCGUGUGCAGGUCACUGAUGUCACAGGAUGUCUGCGUAUUGAAGUAACUCUUGCUGUUUUGAUUUUUGGAGCACUAAAGUGCAAAAUUGUGCCUAGUGAAGCUUUAAUCCACGUGCCAUUUUCCAUUUACAAGACAAUCCACUGAAUCACUGUAGGGGAGAUGAAACACAUACAUGUGCAUGUUCAAGUCUUCUGUCUCAUAGAGCAGCAAUGCGAGGGCAUUCUAAUAUCCGAUCUAGUUUCAGGGCAUUCUGGCAUCUUGAUUAGUAUUUUAAAUGUAAUCAAUGUGUUAGUCCCUUGAAUGCAGCCGCCACCACAGCCUCUGCAGUGGACAUGAGUGGUUCCGCCUCUAGUCGGCUCUUUGUGGUCUCUUACAUGACAAUCACACUCCGACCCAAACCAAAUCAGACCAGGGGGGCCGAGGAAGGACUGGGCCGAGCCGGGGUGCUAGCUCUCUGGGUCAGCGCCGACGGAAUCGCAGCAGCCUUCCCUUAUAGCGCCCAGCCCCACUCCUUAGAUACCAAGCUACACACACAUUUGUACAUUCCCAUUUUUCCAAAAUUCCAUGCGCACAACAUUCUCACACACACGUGUGGCAUGUACACAAUUCUGCGUGGGCUGGACUUUGUAAGGGAAUCGAGCCAAAGGGAAAGACACCGCAAACACAAGAGCACUGAAACACACCCACACACACACACACACACACACACACAGAGGAGGGUAUGGCUGUCUGGCCACAGUGUGUGAGUGGAUGCACCGUGUAACCCCCGAAUCAUCAGUAUGAACACAAUUAGACUUUGAGUUCCUAGAUUAGUGUCGCUGUGUGCUGUUGUCUGCUAUAUAUACCGGACCACCUUGUUCAGGUGAGCCACAGGGAUCAGUCUCGGGGGUCCCCGGAGAUUUGCUUAGUAAUGUACAGUAUAUAUGUACCAUAUUCACAUUCUCCUGUCUCCACUUGUGCAAAAAUCUUUUCCCCUCUCGGAAGGGUGUAGCGUCCAGAUGCUGAGGGCGCGCGUCCCUGAGGCCAGCCUGUAAGGGGCGGGGCUUAUUUGGAGCCAUUUGGGCACCAAGCUCGGAAAUGUAGGGCAACCCCCACCCACCAUAAACUAUACCCCUCCCCUAAAAAAAUAAUAAAAAAAAUAAUAAUAAAAAAAAAAAAACAACAAAAGGUGCCCCGUCCCUCACAGGCAAACCCAGCCGCACCCUAAAGGGCUAUCAGCUGAAGUCACUUUUUAAAUGCUGGUUGUUGGUUGGUGAGAGUCUUGAGCAGCAGGGGCCCCGAAGAGAGCCAAGGAUUAACGGAUUAAGAUUGUAAAGGCAAAGAGUGUGAGGAAUGUUAACAGAGAGAGAUUCUGACCGGGGAGAAAAAUAAUAAAAUCAAAUGAAUGAAUGUUCAUCUGGAAGAGGAAUGUGUGUUUUGUCAAAGAUGGAGAGAUUAUUAAUGAGAUUAUUUAAUGUCCAAUCUAUGUAACAUCCUGAGACGGGGGGCGGGGGAGGUAUGGGAAGUAAAAUACCUGAGGAGAGAGCAUGAGAGGAUGCGGGACAAAAGUCAGAACAAACACCUCACUCCGACUAGAACCUCAUCAGACUACGUUCAUCAACACCAACUAGUUGCAUGUAGCCGAGUUAGCAUACGACCAUCCCUCAGUGCAGUUUGAUUUUCUCCAGGCUCCUCAUCAGGCUUUUUUUUUUUUGCCACCGACAUGGACUUUGCUGUCCUCCCACAAGACUCCUGAUCGCUCUGCCUGGGGGGCUCCUGAAUGUAUUGGUCCCUUUGAAGUGCUGUACAGUAUUGUCAACCCUCCCCGAACCCUGGAACCUUUGACCCUCACCCCCUUCCUACAGAGCCCAGGUCUGUCCUGGACCCCCUCAAGGUCUAUAAAUCAUCGAGUUGAGUAGCGAUUUGUGAAAGUAAGUGGGUUCCUAUGCUGGCACAGGACCAGUUUGGUUCCUCUUUAGAAAAAUUUAUAGACCUUGGUCCUCCAUGCACUUGUAGAUACUUUCUAUUAUAGAUAGGUUACCCAAACAGAGCACUCCAACACUAUUGUAUUGUGUACUUCAACAUUUCUGUCCCAUUCCCUGAAUUGGAUUUUGCUAUAUAUAUAAUAUAUAUAUAUAUAUAUAUGCAAAAGUAGGAUUUACCCUCAUCUUGGUAUAAUAUUGGUUCAUGUGUAAUACUACUAUUCUAAUUCUUACUGCCAUUCUGAUUGAUUUGCAUCGAGGCAAUAAGUUCUUUUUUCUUCUGUCUGGAUUGUUGAUAGUGUGAGAGUCUUCCCUGUGAGCUUGUUUCUUUUCACAAAGGUAGAAGGACUCUUACCUACUUUGUCGUCAUUCGGAUGUGUAUUGUAAAGUUUAAAUAUAUAUAAAUACCUAUACAAAGUAAGCUGUCUCUGUCCAUGUACUGAACAAGUAAUAACGAAUAAGAAAUAAAGACUUUAUGUC